Hippoglossus stenolepis (Pacific halibut) is the source of this 3525-nucleotide messenger RNA. RefSeq names its product tyrosinase (gene tyr). Bases 424 to 2046 code for a protein of 540 amino acids. Gene Ontology annotation, molecular function: tyrosinase activity. Gene Ontology annotation, biological process: melanin biosynthetic process; pigmentation. The record is from RefSeq and is a predicted model, not a curated record. The transcript has 5 exons. Lineage: Eukaryota; Metazoa; Chordata; Actinopteri; Pleuronectiformes; Pleuronectidae.
CUUUGUCACAGGACGGCCCCUAAAAUGGUUCAAUGAAUAGGGAGAAAACAAGAGGCUGUUUGCUGGGUGUAAGAGAGCGAGGAGAGGAAGGAGAGGAGCUCUUGUAGAGGGUUAGAGGGCUGAGUGGAGGGGUAACAAGUUUAACAAAAAAAGUAUUUCUAAUUUAUUAAAGUAUUUAAUUAUCUUUGGAAAAAUUUGAGUACUGGAAGACAGUGUUGUCUUUGAUAAAAGUAAAAAACUAAAACAAAAUUAGUGGAAAGUGAAUCCUGCUUGCAGCCUAAAAACAAGAAGUAACCCUCCAGCACUGAAUCUACUCCUCUGUGCUGUUUGUCUCUGUUAGAGCAUCACAUUCUCGUGCGUCCUCUCAACAGGAGUUUAUUUUUCUUGCUGCGGUUAAGACUGGAGUUGCUGUGAUUUUUCAUCAUGAGGACUGUGUUUGUAUCUGCACUCCUGCUGCAGCUCCUCGGGACGUCUUUCUGUCAGUUUCCUCGCCCGUGUGCCAACUCAGAGGGACUACGGACCAAAGAGUGCUGCCCGGUGUGGGACGGUGAUGGCUCAGCCUGUGGCGCCCUGUCAGGCCGUGGUUUCUGCAACGAGGUGCUGGUCUCAGAUGAGCCCCACGGGCCCCAGUACCCACACCGUGGGAUUGACGACAGAGAACGUUGGCCUUUAGCCUUCUUUAACCGGACGUGUCACUGUGCUGGAAACUAUGGAGGCUUUAACUGUGGAGAAUGCAGGUUUGGUUACUGGGGUUCGAACUGUGCAGAGUACAGGGAAUCGGUGCGCCGGAACAUCCUGACCAUGUCAACUGCUGAGCAACAGAAGUUUGUCUCUUACCUGAACCUGGCUAAAAACACCAUCAGCCGAGACUAUGUCAUAUCCACAGCGACAAGAGCAGAGAUGGGCGAGAACGGGGAGAACCCCAUGUUCUCUGAAAUCAACACCUAUGACCUGUUUGUGUGGAUGCACUACUACGUGUCCCGGGACGCCUUCCUGGGAGGGCCGGGGAACGUAUGGAGAGACAUCGACUUUGCCCACGAAUCUGCUGCCUUCCUGCCGUGGCACCGAGUCUUCCUGCUUCACUGGGAGAAUGAGAUCAGGAAGCUGACAGGAGAUUUUAACUUCACCCUCCCGUACUGGGACUGGAGGGACGCCCAGUCCUGUGAGGUUUGCACCGAUGCUCUGAUGGGUGGACGCAGCCCCCUCAAUCCCAACAUCCUCAGCCCCGGCUCUGUCUUCUCCUCAUGGAAGGUGAUCUGCACCGAGCCAGAGGAGUACAACAAUCGAGAAGCAUUGUGUAACGGCACCGGGGAGGGCCCACUGUUGCGUAACCCCGGCAACCAUGAUACGAACCGCGUGCCUCGACUCCCCUCGAGAGCUGACGUUGAUUUCACUGUGGGCCUCCCUGAGUACGAGACGGGGCCCAUGGACCGAUUCUCCAACUUGAGCUUUAGAAACGUCCUGGAGGGGUUUGCCAGUCCAGUGACCGGCAUGGCGGUGCAGGGCCAGAGCACCAUGCACAACGCCCUGCACGUCUUCAUGAACGGCUCCAUGUCCUCGGUGCAGGGUUCAGCCAACGACCCGAUAUUCUUGCUGCACCACGCUUUCAUUGAUAGUAUCUUUGAACGCUGGCUCAGGACCCACAUGCCUCUCCGGGCCAGUUACCCCCUCGCCAACGCCCCCAUUGGCCACAAUGAUGGCUACUACAUGGUGCCCUUCCUGCCUCUCUUUAGAAACGGAGAGUACUUCUUGUCCAACAAGGCUCUGGGAUUCGAGUACGCCUAUUUGCUGGACCCUGGACAGAGGUUUGUGCAGGAGUUCCUGACGCCCUACCUCGAGCAGGCCCAGCAGAUCUGGCAGUGGCUCCUGGGGGCCGGGAUCCUCGGGGCUCUCAUCAGCGCGGUCCUCGCUGCAGUGAUUGUUGUCGCAAGGAGGAAGUGGAAGCGUAACCAGAGGAGGAAGAGGGUGUCAAUCUACGGAGAGAGACAGCCGCUACUGCAGAGCAGCUCAGAGGAAGGCUCGGCCUCAUAUCAGACUACUCUGUAACACACACACCUUAACAUACUGUUACGUGAAUGUACAAACUAUUAGGGACACAAGAUGCCAUGAAUCAAAUGAAUAAGAUGAAUCUUAGGAUCUACAAGGAUCAAUUUAUUUUUUAAUUCCUGAGAAUAAAUGAAUUUAGAUUUUCUAAUAUAGGUACAGAUGAGAUGGAGAAGACUCUUUAAAGUCAGUUCACCAAAAUCUCAAAAAGUACAUAUUUCUCCCUCAUAGUAUUUGGCAGACAGCUUUGUGUGUGUGUGUGUGUGUGUGUGUGUGUGUGUGUGUGUGUGUGUGUGUGUGUGUGUGUGUGUGUGUGUGUGUGUGUGUUCUUGAGAUACCCACUAAUAUAUCUGCUCAUCUGCUUUUGCACAAUGGGGGUGAAGUGAAUGUAAUUCGUGAAGGUCACAGCACACGUUAGGAAAACAAUUUAUUUUCCAAGGUUUCUUUUAAUUUCUUUAUGCAAAAGAGACAGAAGAGAACAGAAGAGAACAGAAGAGAACAGAAGAGAUUUGGGUGAACUGACCCGUUUGAGACAAGGAGCAAAAUCCUUCAGAUGUCCCUGAUAUUUUACACAUUCAGUACAUAUCAUGUAAGAAACAUCUCUGUGUGACACAAACUUACAAAGUCACAGACCUUCCGAGCCAUCAAGUGAUCAUUACCACAAUGCAACACCUCAGUACACUGCACUGUGUGGGUGAAACACCUCGAGGGAUAUUUAUUGCCUGUUUACAGAGGCCACUCUGCAGCCGAUGACAGCAGCUGAAGUUCGAUCAGAAAAAAAAAAUGAAGUGAUCUUAUUCUGUCCUUGGCAACUUGACUUCCCUCAUUGACCUGACCAGAGACACAUUUCAUGUAAUUUAUUGUAUGUUACUGUAAAUCAUUGAGAUUCAGUUGACAGUAAAGCUGAACUGAUAAAUAUGCACUUAAAGCCAGGUCAUGUCUGCUGAAAGCAGUUGUUGAAGGCACAUUAUUUAUUGCUUCAUCCAGAUUAAGUCCCGGUCACAUGUACAAGAGUGUUUCAGUAAUGAACCUUAAUCUCCUGUUCACUUAGGGGGUGAAUAAAACGUUUGACCCAUGAUAUUCGCUUUACAUUCAUGUAUCUGUGACCAAGCCUGAAAUCUGAGUCCGCAAAAAAAACUGUCACAAAUGAGGCUUCCUCUUUCUAAAGAAAAAUACAUUGUUUUAAAGUGAAUAGAGGAAUUGUGAAUCAAACAAUGAAAGCACUUCUGUUUAUCUCUCUGGUUAGAAAUGUAUUGGUCAGAUAUGCCAAGUACAUCCAUCCGUACAGAUUUCCAUACUUUGAAUCAGUUUAUGUCUUUCAGUGCAAAUUCAAACAAAAAAAAACUGACCAAACCAACAACACCACACCCUCGUAUGUUAGCACUGGUGCUAAAGGAGCGCAGCAGACUCACAAUAUGUAUCAUGAUAAUGAAGAUGAAUCAUGAUUUUGUACGUGCUGCAUUAAAAUCAGACUUGAUCCAA